Bactrocera tryoni is the source of this 2690-nucleotide messenger RNA. RefSeq names its product 4-coumarate--CoA ligase 3-like. The transcript is spliced from 5 exons. Gene Ontology annotation, molecular function: long-chain fatty acid-CoA ligase activity. NCBI's taxonomy places the organism in Eukaryota, Metazoa, Arthropoda, Insecta, Diptera, Tephritidae. The coding region runs from base 16 to 1608 and encodes 530 amino acids. Gene Ontology annotation, biological process: fatty-acyl-CoA biosynthetic process; long-chain fatty acid metabolic process. The record is from RefSeq and is a predicted model, not a curated record.
UUAGCAACUUUCAAAAUGGAUUUUCUAAAAUGUUCCUACGAUAAACAGGAGCGUGUGUGGAGUGGCGACAAGCGUCCAUUGGUUUACGAUUUCGAUUGUUCCUUGGGCAAAGUUAUAUACAACACACUGAGGAAUUAUCCGAAAAAAGUUUGUCAGGUUUCCGAUAACAAUGGACGCGAGGUUACCAAUGGUGAGACGCUUACUUGGUCCGUACGCUUGGCACAGCAUUUUAAAAAAAUGCACCUAAGGCAUGAUGACGUAAUCGGUAUUGUAGCUAAAAACACCACUUAUUUGACUUCGGUGGCUGUCGGCUGUUUUAUGAAUUGUACGCCCUUCCAUGCUGUCAAUCCAAUAUUCGAUACGAAGACCAUCGAAAAUGUCUUCGCUAUAACAGCACCCAAAGUAAUAUUUUUGGAUGGCGAGUAUUAUGAGAAAGUCCUGGAAGCUACCCGUGAUUUGAAGCCAUUAUACUACACAUUAACCAAUCAUAUUGAGGGUGUAGCAAAAAUUGAAGAUCUAUUGCUACCCACAAAAACGGAAUUCUUUUACCUGCCUGAACAACUGACGUUGGGCGGUGAACAGACUGUAGCGAUACUCUGCUCAUCCGGAACCACAGGUCUACCCAAAUGCGUGUGCAUAUCGAAUUAUGCGCUACAAUUAGAAAAUUUAUUUGUUACCAGUGAGGAUGUGGUAUUCACCAAUAGCAGCUUAGACUGGUUUACCGGUUUGUUAUACACCAUUUUCACAUGCACUUCCAGCUGCAAGCGUGUUAUCACGAACCGUCCCUACACCCCGGAAUAUCUGGUUGAGUUAGUGCAGAAAUACAAAAUUACUAGCGUUGGAGCUGCACCACGUCAUGUCGCCGCGCUAGUGGCUUGCCCCACAGCUAACGCCGAGAAUUUGAGCACAAUUCGUACAUUUUCCGUUGGUGGAGGCAGCGUUACUCUGCCUGUAAUUCAACGUCUACAAAGUUUACUCAAGAACGGUUUGAUAACCUUUGGCUAUGGACUAACCGAAGUUGGCGGUAUUUCAAUUAACAUGGGCACUCAGUUUCACACGUCAGUGGGUAAGUUGUUGCCUGGUCUGCACGCGCGCAUUGUCGAUGAGCAAGGCAAGAAUUUGCCAUCCAACGAAGUGGGUGAGAUUUAUGUAAAAACUGGUCGUAGAUGGAAUGGUUAUUAUAGUAAACCCAUUGAAACGCAACGCUUCCAAGACUCGCUUGGUUGGUUUCAUACCGGUGAUCUUGGCUACUUCGAUGAUAAAAACAUGCUUUACAUCGUCGAUCGUAAGAAGGAUAUAAUGAAAUAUCAGGGCAUGCAAUACUGGCCUGGUGAGAUCGAGCAAGUAAUCAGUCAGCUGCCUGAAGUGGCGGACGUUUGUGUGGUGGGCGUAAACGAUGAGCGCAAUGGCGAUGCUGCCGGCGCCGUUGUAGUGAAACGUAAGGAUGCCGUACUCACGGAGCAGCAAGUCAAGGAUCAUGUGAUUAAGCAAAUACCGGUGCCCUACAAGCACCUGCAUGCGGGUGUAAUUUUUGUGGACGAACUGCCACACAAUACUAAUGGCAAGUUACUAAGGAAGGAGGCGAAGGCAUUAUUUGAGUCUAUAUAAGUGUUUGGGUGGACUUAUGUUUUGAAAUUAUUGAGUAAAAGCAAUUAAUUGUGUGAAUGUGCCACAAUAUUAAUUAGCCAAAAGAAAAUGUUACACUUAGUUAUCGUAGUUUUACAACCGUUUGAUUUUUUAUUUCUUAUUGAAAGGUAGGGGAACCUCAUGAGAUCAUCCUUUAGGGUUCUACGGCUUUACUAACCCUACCUCCUCCAGUGUAUCAUACCGUUGAGUCCCGACAAUGCUACCAAUGUCGGUCACGCUUUCGGAUGACAGCCGUACAUCACUCUUGCCAAUCUCUUCCACUAUCUUAUAAAAGUGAAGUUGCUUGUUCACUCUCUACUGCUAUCUUGUUUUCCAAACUUUGGAGUUGUCUGCUGAGAAAUUAGAGGCUUAUUCCGCAGCCAACCCAAUAACAAAAAACCUCUCUUUGAAGUACACUGUUGUAAUCCGACAGUAUAAAAGGCUAGCUUUUGUCUAUUUCCGGACAGUAUAUUCCCACCCCAACUCUGUCCUACAUUUUCGAACCAUCUGUAUAAAUGUUUAAGAUGUUGCGCACAGGUGGCAUGCCUCUACACUAACCACCUCUUUUUAAGUUUACUUUGGAUCUUCUUCCUUCUUUGAAUAGUGGAACUACAUAUGUAGUCUUUGCCUGUCAUUACCCACUGAACUAUGCCCAAAGUUUCUAUAUGUAUGUAAAUUGUCCUAGCGCCAGUCGUCGUCCCGCCGAUUUUGCCACGCAGUCUUCAGAGAGGUCUAUAGGUGGGAGGUUUAGUAUUAUUUGAAGAGCCGCCGUUGGGAUGGUUCCUUAAGCUCUAGCUAUACACAGCGCAGCUGAACCUUUUUCAUUAGCUUCCGGCUUUCAUUGGCUUCCGGCAGACAUAUUUCCGUAUGCCUAUCCACCAGAAAAAAAAUCUAAAUAAAUUAGCGCAUCAAGCGUCAAAGAACUGUCAAAAUAUAAAUAACGUUGGCGCCGAGAAUGAAAAUGUAGCAAAUAUCAUAGCAUUCACAUUCGAGUUAGUUGAGUGUACAAAAAUAUUUAUCGGGCUACUGUUAUUCUGGAAACUCGAACCAUUUGAAACGAAAUA